Benincasa hispida (wax gourd) is the source of this 1924-nucleotide messenger RNA. RefSeq lists its product as uncharacterized. NCBI's taxonomy places the organism in Eukaryota, Viridiplantae, Streptophyta, Magnoliopsida, Cucurbitales, Cucurbitaceae. The record is from RefSeq and is a predicted model, not a curated record.
CAAAACCCCUCCUCUUAAUUGUCCUCUCAAUUCUUCCAUGAAAUCACAAUCUGACAAGUUCACAGUCCCAGCAACUAUCAAUAUGAACCACCAAUUCUUCCCUUAAUUUCCAUGGCUUCCAUUUCUUCUAUCUUGGCUCUCCGAUAAUCACCCAUUCUUCUUUUUAAAUCCCCCACCAUCUCUGUUUUUUUCUUCACUCACUACAAUGGAUAUCUGGUCUUGGAUUUCUGACCUCCCCAACUCCGAUGACUGGACUCACUCCUCUGCUUUCACCUUCAACCUCGCCACUCAUGGAAAUUCCUCGAUUCAACUCACUGCCCACCGCUCCACCGCCGCCGAUUCCCAUACACUUCUUAAUUUCGCCGUCGUACUUAAUGGGUUCCCGUCAUUUACCGAGCUGAAGACCUUGUGGGUCUCGAAUGCCUGUUCUCUGUCGUCCGAGACACCAUUCCUUCCUCUGGUUCUUCAACUCCUUCAAGAAAUCAUUUCCCGGUCACCUGCCGGGCAGAAGAGUACCUGCCCUCGCUCUCGUUUACAGAAACUGAAACCCGACCCGGUUUCAUGGAUCAUGGACUCUCACUCGCCGGAAUCUUUCUCCGGCUUCUUUAAUCUCAUUUUCCUCAUCCGACUCUUCUGGGUUUGCGCCUGUGACGCCCCUGCUGAAAUCGGCUCUUUCUACUUCAAUUACUUGCUUUCCCCACACCUUGAAGCUAUGUCGUCCAACCACGCGCCGGUAUUGCGAACGUUUCUCAUCACCAUUGGCGUUGAUGCUGAGCUCUGUUUCACUCGCACGCUCGGGUACGUGAUAGCGAAAUGGCUAAUCCUCAGAGAAGUCGGCGUUGGGCUACAGACACUAACCCACGCGCCGCCGCAACGAAGCCUCGGUUUCACCUACGCGACGGAGGCGCACGGGUUGUGGAUUCUGAAAGGCCACGCGCCGGUAAUGGGGAUGAGAGUGACACGCGCCGGUGGCGGUGGUCGGAAGUAUCAGUUCCCAUUAAUCGAAGCGAAAGAAUCGGCGUUGAGAUACGCUCUGGCCCACCAGCAGCUUGAGGCGGUCGUUCAGUUAGAAUAUUCCGUCCGGUACCACGAGGGCUAUGUUCACGUAGGAACACGUGUCGAUAAUAUUAGACUCCACGUGGCAAGGCUGGCCCUCGGGAGCGUUGAUGACGUGGAGUAUGCAGAGGAGAGGCAUUUCGUUUCACGGGUUCGGGUUUGGGUCGGGCCGGAAGUCGGAGCAAAUUAUGUCGGGGCAGUGAGUUUGGGCCGGUCGACGGAGAAUGCAGAACGGGAGGUGAAAGUGCAGAAGAUUUUGAAGGGUAGAUUUGGAAAAACGAAAAUGUCGACGGUGAAGGCGACGUCGAGGAGCUCGACUAGGACGAAGAUGAGGAAUUGGCGGUGGGACCAGGAGGCGGAGGGGAAUGCGGCGGUGUUCGAGGCGGUGCUGUGCGAUAACACGACGGGGAACGAGGUGGCGACGAAGAAGAAUUCCGGUGGGAGCGAGAAGGGCGAAGACGGGGGCGUGGGAGAGAGUUUUAUGAACCGGUACAGUGGAACGAACCGGGCAUUUAGUAAAGCCGGAGGAGUGGUUUUUGCGGGAGAUGAGUAUGGGGAAGAGGUGGGGUGGAGGCUGAGUAAAGAAACGGAAGGGAGUGUAUUAAAAUGGCGAAUUGGAGGCCAAAUUUGGUUAAGUUAUUGUCCAAAUGAGAUGAGAAUUCCUUAUUUUGAAACAAGGUGUGUGGAGUGGUGUGAUGAGGUUGAUUUGCCUCUAAUUCCCACUAAAUGAAAGACAAACUCUACCAAUAUGAUCAUAUUGUAAUUAUAACAUCAUUGUCUAUUGCUUUAAAUCUUAUACUAUAUCAACUUUUAAAUGUUUCUAUCAACUAUUGAGCCUAAAUUUAUGAAGAUGGCAAGAUAAAAAAAA